Molecule: messenger RNA, 2818 nt
Organism: Gasterosteus aculeatus aculeatus (three-spined stickleback)
Lineage: Eukaryota; Metazoa; Chordata; Actinopteri; Perciformes; Gasterosteidae
Gene: gpr83
Product: G protein-coupled receptor 83
Biological process (GO): neuropeptide signaling pathway
Cellular component (GO): plasma membrane
Molecular function (GO): neuropeptide Y receptor activity
Source: RefSeq, a predicted model, not a curated record
CUCUUUAAAAUCAGCAGCCUUGCUGCUGAGUUGCUUGACACAACCUGUUGAUUUCGCUUCUGCAUCCGCACAGGGACACCGGGGACGCAGUUUUUUCACAUUACACUGAAAGGGGCAAAGUGCUGAAAUGAGAGCGCCGUGCGCUUGGUUUUGCGCGCUGCUCUGGAUCGGCAGCGCUGCUGCAGCGGUAGCGGCGGGACGCAAAGUCAACGACUCUUCACUUCUGGGAGAGGAGACGUUUCCCCUCACGGCGCAUUUGCGCAACGGUUCGGGGCGGGCGGGUAACCGUACUUCAGGGUUCCUCCUGUUGGACUUCGACGAGGGGAUGCUGGAGGACUGGCGCUCUCUGGCCAGCAAGAAGCGCCGCGGCGGGGAGUCGCAGGACGGCGGCGUCAAGGCGCUGCUGGUGGCCGCCUACUCCCUCAUCAUUGUCAUCUCCUUGUUCGGGAACACCCUGGUGUGCCACGUGGUGGUCAAAAACAAGCGCAACUUGUCCGCCACCAGCUUGUUCAUCAUGAACCUCGCUGUGGCUGAUAUCUUCAUCACCGUCCUCAAUACUCCGUUCACCCUGGUCCGGUUUGUGAACAGCACCUGGCUGUUUGGGAGGACAAUGUGUCACAUCAGUCGCUUUGUACAGUACUGCUCGCUGCACGUCUCUACUCUCACCCUCACCGCCAUCGCCCUGGACCGCCGGCAGGUGAUUUUGCACCCUUUGAGACCUCGCAUGUCCCUGACACAAGGCGGUGUUUGGGUUGCUGUUGUAUGGAUGAUGGCUAGCUGCUUCUCCCUCCCGCAUGCGAUCUAUCAAAAACUCCUGACUUUUAUGUACAGCAAGGAAAAAGAGCGCAGUUUUUGUAUCCCAGACUUCCCAGAGCCCGCAGAGGUCUACUGGAAGUAUAUUGACCUCCUGACCUUCAUAUUGCUUUACAUGCUGCCACUCCUCAUCAUCACCGCCUCCUACACCACAGUGGCCUGUCGGCUGUGGAGCCACAACACCAUCGGUGACACCACAACGGCGCAGCACGCUGCGCAGAGGAGAAAGCGGCGGCGGACGUUGGCCAUGUUGCUGCUGGUGGUCGGGGUGUUUGCAGUCUGCUGGUUCCCCCUCAACUGCUACGUGGUGCUGCUGUCCAGCCAGGCCAUCCACUCCUCUAACGCCCUGUACUUCUGCUUCCACUGGCUGGCCAUGAGCUCCACUUGCUACAACCCUUUCAUCUACUGCUGUCUGAAUCCAGCCUUCCGCGCCGAGCUGAGGCUCCUCUUCGACAUCUGCAGGAGGAAGCGAAGGGCGGCGGCGGCGGCGGUCGAGCUGGAGCCAGAGCUGCGGCCAGUAGCUCCUCCCCGUCACAGGACCGCCUGGCCCGACGACCACGAGGCGCCGGGGCCGAGGCCCGCUUUGUCCCGCACGGGGCCUGCCUCCUCGCAGCCGAGUCACACCACCUCCAGUCACUCCCACAACCUUAAAGAUACACAUGUUCUCUUCACGGCCAGACAGGUCCUCAGCGGGAAAAUUGACAUCCUCUCGGUGGAACCCAUCGUGGCUGUCAGCUGAGUGGGAAAUAACUGCCGCAGUUGGAAGGGGGUGGUGUUUUAAAACGGACAGGAAAUCAGAAAAUGCCAGAGCUGGCUCGGCGUGUCUUCACAGGAUGUUAAUAGAAGCAGAGGACAUGGUUUCAUUAGUGGCUUUAAAUAGAAGAUUUUAGAAGGUUGUUUUUGCAUCAGUUUGAAUUAGUUUGAAUACUAUUUCAAAAUGUAGUUUCUUAAUGUGCUCUCCCCCGAGUUGGCUUUCAUUUUGUCUAUAAAAAAAUGUUCAUCUUGAAAAGAGCAAACAAUUUCAGCAUAUGGUCCAUUAAGUAGAUGUUCUACAGCUUUCCACCAAUUUGUAUAAAGGAUUUUCAUACUGUUGCAUCAUUGAGACUAAAAUACGUCAAAUAAAUACAAUGGGAUGCAAACGCAGCUCAUUCAUCUUGUCACCUAAACCUUAUUUAUUGUACAAAAAUACAUAUCGGGCAUUGAUAUUCAUAUUCUGAAUAGGUCUGUCUGUCAUUUCUUUCAGCAGCCUUCACAGGUCUGCAUGACCACAGGAACAGUGGACAUACGAUAUGUGCAUGUUAAGAACAAAAUCAUGUUCAUAUUGAUCCACUGGUCCCAUUCAGUACAUGUUGCUACCCAAACUGCUUACCCAGAGUAUAGCGUGUUAAAAAACAAAGUGGUUAUAUGGUCGUUCUUCUAUGCUUGUUUUCUUUCUAUGUGUAUUAUGCCCUCUACUAGAGUAAUUUGAAUGACUUUAAAAACAGAUUUUCCCUCUGAAAAAUUUCCAUCAUAUUACAGAUGUGAGAGAACAAAAGGUCAAAAACAAUUUUUAGUUUUUUUUUUUUAAACCCAAGCAGCUGAAAUGAUACAAUAAAUAAAAGUAAUGGUGCUGAUGAUUUUCAGAACAAUCUGGAGUAGAAAAGAACAGCAGCAUUUAGCUGAGAAAAGAAGGCAUUAUCUUUACAUUCAGAAUUUGUAGCUGAAUAAGUUAAAUAGAAAUGUAUGUUAAUCAAACAGUAAUAUAACAAAAAGCAGGAUUGCAGGGAAGAUGUAGAACACGUGUUUGCCUUGUGAACAAAAUAUAUUGUUAUGUUGUAUGUUAAAAUGUUCCUUUGUGCAUGUUUUAUUUAAAAGAAACUGAAACUACUUUACUUUUGGAUUGUCGGCUUUUGGGCAACUGAAGAAAUUAUCAUCAGUUCAUAAAUGCGAACAACAUUGUGUUUUGCUGUUUGUUACUGUGAAUGUUUGUCAUUGACUAAAAUAAAUGGUAUUUGGCUUGAUCAUA